CAUGAUGGUAAGCGGUCAUGCCCGUGCAACAUGUCCAUCUCGGCCAAGCACUGAAAGCAAAACGUCUGCUCCGGUAAACGUCCCACGAGCACAGGUGCGUAGAUAAAGCCGCUUACACAGUAGAACGACGCUACCAGAGCAAGCGUAAAAGCGUUGCAAGAGGGAACCCGGGCAAAUCAUGGGUCCUCGAUGCGAGAGGCCAAACGUUAGGUGACGGAACCCUGGGCAACCAAUAGGUACUUGCUGGUUGACGCAACCAGUGAUGGGAGUACAAAGUAAAGUGUUACUGUAAUUCCACUACUCUUAGCAGUAACGUUCAUGUAACAAAAUAUUUUUAAAAACAAGUAAAGCCAUUACAAUUACUGAAAUUUAAGUGAGUUCAUAAUGAAAUAAUGAAAACAUUAUUUUAACAUGAUUAAGUUUGUGUUCAAUCCACAUGGUUUUAUGUUUAGAAAUGUGGGUAAUGGCUUUCUGUCUCAUCACAAGAUCUUAACCACAGGAAGAGCUGAUGAAAUGUUAUGAAAGGAUUGUGACAGCAGGCAAAGACCAUUGAAACAGAAAUGGCUAAUAAGUAUCACAUAUAUCUUCUGGAACUGAUGAUUCUGGGAUUUCUCACAGAUACCAGAGGAGUGACAGAUGUCCAUAUGAUUGUGAGUGAUGGUGAAAAUGUCACUUUGUCUUGUAAUCUAACUCUUUCUGACUGCACAUCAACUUCAUGGAUAUAUUAUAAAAGACAUACAGCCGUUAUGCUGUUUGAUGAAAAUCUCAUGAUGAUCGAUGAUGAAAGACUGAGUCUGGGACCUAACUGCUCUCUGAACAUCUAUAAUGUCACAAAAAGAGAUGUUGGGCGUUACAUCUGUCGCCAACUGGAAAAAUCUGAAUUUAUUGAUGCCAAUAUUUAUCUGCAUUUUCUUCAAGUGUCUCCACUAUCUGAGAUGGAACCAGGCAGCUCUGUCACUCUCUCCUGUCAGGUGUAUUCAUAUGAUAACUAUUUUUGUAAGAGUUUGUUUAUUAUUGAGGGAUUGCAACUGAUGUGGAUGAACGGGGCUGGUGUUAAUCUACAAUCAGACUCCAAAAAUCAGAUCUCAUCCUCAACAAAACACUGUAACAGCAUUCUGAAUAUAACACUCCUGAAUGAAGACAACAACAGAGAGUUGAAAUGCCAGAUUAUUACAGGAACUAAAGUUAAAGCAUUGGCCAGAUACACUGUCGGCAGUUUGGGAAAUCCACCCAGCAUUAAGAAUGAGAUUGGAUCAAUAAUAAGAGUGAUUAUCAUCAUUGUUGAGUUUGCAGUAAUGACAGCACCUACUGUUAUUCUUCUCUUGAUCAUCUGUGAAAGGAGAUCUGGUAAAAGAAGAGAUCAAAGCACAAGACUGAGUUAUGUGAAUUGCUCAGAAUCAGUUGUACUAAGUGAUUGUUGAUACAAAUAUUAUGAAAAUGUACAUGAUGCAUUUUGUAAUUAAGGAAUAUUGCUUAUAUUAGACUUUAUUUUAUAUAACAGAGCAGUGGCGGCAAGUGACUUCUUUAUUUGAGGGUGCUCGAUGCGAAGUUCUUCAAAACAUGUAUGUAGCCCGUCAUGUGUGUGGUUCUUUUUUCAAAAUAUGUGUUCUUUGCUUUGAGAGAUCAUGUGUGCAUCACGUGUUUUGUCCAAAUAAAUGCCUGCUGCAUACGCGUCUAAAGUGUUUAUGAUAAAAGAGAUGCUCGCGUUUGCCAGAUACUCGCAUAAUCUCAUGCGUAAUCAGAGUUUACUGUUAAAGUUUUUUGAAAAUAUGCUCAUUUUCCAGCUCCCCUACCAAGUUAAACAGCUGAUUUUUACAGUUUUGGAAUCCAUUCAGUUGAUCUCCGGG
Misgurnus anguillicaudatus (oriental weatherfish) is the source of this 1847-nucleotide messenger RNA. RefSeq lists its product as uncharacterized. Gene Ontology annotation, cellular component: membrane raft; external side of plasma membrane. The record is from RefSeq and is a predicted model, not a curated record. Gene Ontology annotation, biological process: T cell activation; interleukin-15-mediated signaling pathway; positive regulation of ERK1 and ERK2 cascade. Gene Ontology annotation, molecular function: protein tyrosine kinase binding; MHC class II protein binding. NCBI's taxonomy places the organism in Eukaryota, Metazoa, Chordata, Actinopteri, Cypriniformes, Cobitidae.